Daphnia magna is the source of this 10056-nucleotide messenger RNA. It is a transcript of the gene Ppn, whose product is annotated as papilin. Gene Ontology annotation, biological process: extracellular matrix organization. The coding region runs from base 370 to 8907 and encodes 2845 amino acids. The transcript is spliced from 39 exons. Lineage: Eukaryota; Metazoa; Arthropoda; Branchiopoda; Diplostraca; Daphniidae. Gene Ontology annotation, molecular function: serine-type endopeptidase inhibitor activity; metalloendopeptidase activity. The record is from RefSeq and is a predicted model, not a curated record. Gene Ontology annotation, cellular component: extracellular region; extracellular matrix.
GGGCAUAAGGCGAAAAAAAUAAAAAAAAAUAAGAGAGAGAAGGAUCAAGUCACCGUUCCAGUCUAGCCAGACGGCCAGUGAUCCUCCGAGUGGCAAGGGCGCAACAUCCCAGUUGAGAGACGCGCGCCCCCCUCGUCCUCUCAUUAGUCGUUUUAAUGUUUGUUAUUGUCGUUGGGCUUUGAUCGCAUUGUUGGUUGUUUUUUUUUUCUCUUCGCGUGCUAUUUCAAUUCGCAGUCAAAUUGGUUUUUAUUAUUGGGUGGGAAGAAUUCAAUUUUGUUUUUAAAGAAAAGACUUUGGUCGUUGAAAAACAACAAAAAAUAUUGUGCUGUCUGGAAUUUCACCGCGAUUCUCAAGCCGGUACCAAGCGAAAUGGCAAUACCCGGUCGGCAUCCAGGCCGGUUAUUAUUGUGGGUGCUGGUCACCGCCUUCAUCACUGCAACCGUUGAUAGUCAUUUGGAUGCAGACCAAGGGCAAUUGACACGACAUAAGAGGCAACAUCCAGACAGUCGAACGUCGUUCAUUUUGACAGAUUUCAUUGGCGUUCCGGAUCCAGAAGCGGAUGUCAUUAGCUUGCAAUCUACAAGGGAAACGGGAAAAUGGUCCGAUUGGUCCGAGCCUUCCGAAUGCUCGAGAACAUGUGGUGGUGGCGUAUCAAGCCAGAGCCGUGAAUGCCUUGGGCGAGGAGCUCAAGAUGCGGAUGAAAGAUCAGACUCAUCCGACACCCAGUGCGUCGGUGCAACGAAGCGGCAUCACUCGUGCAACAUUCAGGAGUGCCCAGCCGACACACAAGACUUCCGGUCGGAACAGUGUUCACGAUUCAACGGAGUUCCAUUUGAAAAUCGCUAUUACGAAUGGGUCCCGUACACGAGGGCACCCAACAAGUGUGAGCUGAAUUGUAUGCCGAAAGGCGAAAGGUUUUAUUACCGACACAGGCGCAAAGUCAUUGACGGAACUCGAUGUGACGAACAAGAAGGCACCGACGUUUGCGUUGCUGGCCAAUGUUUGCCUGUCGGCUGCGAUUCGAUGUUGGGCUCAACGGCUAAAGAAGACCAAUGCCGAGUGUGCGGUGGUGACGGAACAACUUGCACAUCUGUUCAAGGAAUAGCUCAGCAAAACGACUUUCAAACAGGUUACAAUGACGUUUUGCUCAUUCCGGUUGGCGCCACAAACAUAAAGAUUCGCGAAGUCAAGUCGUCAAACAAUUAUCUUGCUAUCCGGAACACCACGGGGCAUUAUUAUCUCAACGGCAAUUGGCGCAUUGAUUUCCCUCGGGAAAUGAAAUUUGCCGGUUGCACCUUCCAUUAUGAACGCAAACCGCAUGCCUUCAUCGCUCCCGAAACUAUCACGGCCCUGGGUCCUACCACCGAAGCCCUUUACGUCGUUUUGCUUUACCAAGAGCCUAAUCCGGGCAUAGAAUACGAGUACAGUUUCCCCAAAGACGUCUCAUUACCAACCGGAGGUGACAGUUACAGCUGGAUCUACGGGGCGUGGAGCGAUUGUAACGCUGAUUGCGGCGGAGGCAUUCAAACUAGGAAUGUUAGUUGCGCCAAGACGAGUGAUUUUGAAAUGGUUUCGGACGACUUAUGUGAUCCUCAAUUACAGCCGUCAGUGAACAGAACUUGCGCUACAGACGCAUGUGAUCCUAGUUGGUUCAUCGGCAAUUGGACGAAAUGUUCCAGCAAUUGCCAAGCAGGAAUCCAAUUUCGCACAGUUUAUUGCCAGCAAGUUAUUGCUGGUUCCAUGCAGUCUGUCAUCAACGACAGCGUCUGCGUUAACGCCAUCGGACCAACACCGUCAUCAAUUCAGGAAUGCAAUAAGGAAGCCGUCUGCCCUCAAUUUCACAUUGGCGAAUGGGGACCGUGUGAUAAACUGUGUGGAGAUGGAACACGUCAGCGCAAAGUCACUUGCUUCCGCAAAACAGACGAUCGCAUUGAACAGCUUGCCGAUUCCGAUUGUGAAGGCGAUGUUCCGGCUCGGACUGAAUCCUGUUUUAAACGGCCUUGCGAAGGUGUAGACUGGAUAACAUCCCCGUGGUCAGGCUGCAAGGAUAAGUGUGGGCUAGAAUAUGAGACACGAAGAGCACAAUGCGUUUCGCCUAAAGGAAAAAUUUAUCCCGACGAGUUUUGUCACGCAUACCGUCGACCGGCAUUGAACCGUACGUGUGCCGACGCCACCCCAUGCAAAUACGUUUGGUUUGCUUCCCAAUGGAGCGCGUGCUCGUCAGACUGUGGUGCUGGAAUUCAGUCCCGGUGGGUGUUUUGCGGCACAAUGGAUGGUGGAGUGCCUGCUAAAGUCGAUGACGAGAACUGCGAUCCAGCGCAAAGAUACGACAACACAACUGAAUGCCACGUGCCGCCUGAUCAGUGCAAGGGUGUCUGGUUCUCUGGACCUUGGAGCGAGUGUUCGAAGACGUGUGGAUCUGGAAGCCGGACGAGACCAAUUUUAUGUCUCGCUAACAACGAGACAGCUGAUAUUAAGCAGUGCGGAGUGGAUACUAUUCCGUCUGCCGAGGAGAAAUGCAAUACACAGGCGUGUAGCGAAGAAGCUGCUCCUGAAGGGACAACCGAGACACCUUUAGUUGAAGUCUGUGAAGAAGUUGAUGAAGAAGGGGAAGACGUUGAAGAAGAAGAAGAAGGAGAGGAGGUGGUUGAAGAAUUGAUUGAAGAAUCAAGCGGUUCAAAUCUCGGAAUGGAACCGUCGUCUGGUUCUGGAAGCAUGGACAAUCUUGCCGUAGAUAUGUCUGCUGAAGGAUCUGGGGACAUGGAAUCUGAAUCGUCGGGACUUGGAUUGAUUCUUGGCGGAAUGACUGCCCCUCCAACGGUGAUGGAAGGAUCUAGCGAGCCGGAUGGUUUAAUAAGAAGACGAAGACAGGCGCCUGCUGAGGAACUGCUCCUUUCAGGUGAAGGAUCUGGAUCCGGAAUGAUGUCGGGUCUUGGCUCUGGAUUAGGUUCCGGCAUCAUUCUAGGUGAAUCAGGAUCCGGUAUCGACGGUAUGGAUCCUGAACUUGAGGUCGAAGAGGAAAUGAACGUAAUCGAAACCAAGAACGGACUUCUCCAAGCAGAAAACGUACUGCUCGUCACCUCCAAACCGACGACCGCUAAGCCUUCGGAUACCGAAUCUACCACCCAAAAGACAAGCACAGAUGCUACAGAGGAGUCCUCUACUGUGAAGUCAGACAAAGAUGUUACAGAGGAGUCCUCUACUGUGAAGCCAGACAAAGAUGUUACAGAUGAGUCCUCUACUGUGAAGCCAGACAAAGAUGUUACAGAUGAGUCCUCUACUGUGAUGCCAGACAAAGAUGUUACAGAGGAGUCCUCUACUGAGAAGCCAGACAAAGAUGUUACGGAGACAUCCACUGAGAAAUCAAGCAAAGAUGCUGCAGAGGAGUCCUCUACUGAGAAGCCAGACAAAGAUGUUACGGAGACAUCCACUGAGAAAUCAAGCAAAGAUGCUGCAGAGGAGUCAUCUACUGUGAAGCCAGACAAAGAUGUUACGGAGACAUCCACUGAUGAAACAAGCAAAGAUGCUAAGGAGGCCACUACCGUGAAGCCAGGCAAAGAUGCUAAGGAGGCCACUACCGUGAAGCCAGGCAAAGAUGCUAAGGAGACAUCUACGGUGAAGCCAAGCAAAGAUGCUAAGAAGGAGACAACGACUAAGAAACCUGCUAAAGUCACAGUAAAGAAACCGGAUGUUGAAAUCAUUGAAAGCGAUAAAAUGAAAACUGGAACGAAACCACCUGGUCGAUCCAAGGCGAAGAGCUUCCCAGGAAAGAAGAAGAAGGUGAAGGUCUGUCGUGUGGUUACACCAGAGAAACAAACAUGCGACAAGACCGAAUACGGAUGCUGUCCCGAUGGAACAUCCACAGCUAAAGGACCCUUCGAAGCUGGCUGUCCCAAAUUCGAAACUUGCGAGGAUGCGGAAUUCAAGUGCUGUCCUGAUGGCGUUACCCCAGCCAAAGGAGCUGACAACGAAGGCUGCUUCACAGAUGCCUGCAAAACAUCCUUAUUUGGCUGUUGCCCAGAUGGAUUUACUCCGUCAGAAGGCAAUGACAACGAAGGUUGCCCUGCGCCAACUACACUUCCGCCGCCAACAACUGCCAUGGGCGAAGAGUUCAUGAUGGUCGCCUGCAAAGACUCGAUGUUCGGUUGUUGUCCGGAUCAGAUGACAGCAGCUACCGGCCCAGACAACCAGGGCUGCUUCCAAUGCGAGUCUAGUGGCGAUAUGGAAGAAUCCGGUAGCGGCAGCGGAGCAGGUCCCGAAUGCAAUUCCUGUGAUGAUACCAAACACGGCUGUUGCCCAGACAACUUGCGAGCAGCCAAGGGACCUAAUGGCGAAGGCUGUGAGCCUAUUGAAAGCGGUUCUGGAGAUAUUGGUUCAGGAGAUGUUGUACCAACAACAGAGUCAGGCAUCAAUUGCGCAACGACUGAAUUUGGUUGCUGCCCUGAUGAGAUGACAGCUGCUACGGGACCGGACUCUGCUGGAUGCGACACACCUUGUGCUGAGACCAAGUUUGGUUGUUGUGAUGACAACGUCACAUCGGCUCAUGGUCCCGAAAAGAAAGGCUGUUGCCUCAAUACAGAAUUUGGCUGUUGCCCGGACAAUAUCGGUGCCGCAACAGGGCCCAAACUCGAAGGCUGCAACUGCGAGUACACACAGUUUGGCUGCUGUCCAGAUAAUAUCACUCCGGCUCGAGGUGAAAAACUUGAAGGCUGCGGUUGUUUGUAUACCGAACAUACCUGCUGUCCUGACAGUUACACUCCAGCUGCUGGACCCAAUUACCAAGGAUGUGGAUGCAACACUUUCGAAUUCGGAUGUUGCCCUGACCUCGUCACAGUUGCCAAAGGACCUAAUCUGGAAGGCUGCGGAUGUGAGAACACUGCCCACGGAUGCUGUCAAGAUGAACGAACGCCCGCUCAUGGGCCGCAAUUCGAAGGCUGUACUUGUGAAUCUUCCAAGUAUGGUUGCUGUCUUGAUGGCGUUACACCAUCUCAGGGUCCAAAUUUCGAAGGAUGUCCAUCAAAGCCGGCACUUUCUGGCGAAAUUUGCGCAUUGGACAAGGAUCGUGGCUCUUGCCGCAAUUUCACUGUCAAUUGGUUCUUCGACAUGGAAUACGGUGGUUGCUCUCGUUUCUGGUACGGUGGAUGCGAUGGCAACGACAAUCGCUUUCCGUCACAAGACGAUUGCAAGGCUCACUGUGUGGAACCGACCGGCAUUCAGGCCUGCUCAUUGCCCCGAGUGGCUGGACCUUGUGAAGGUAAUUACCCAUCUUGGUACCACGACACAGCUACCGGCUCGUGCCGCCAAUUCCGCUACGGAGGCUGUUUGGGUAACACCAACCGUUUUGCCACUCGCGAAGAAUGUCACCAGCAAUGUAUUGCACCAAAGUUACUCGAUAAAUGCGAGAAGCCUCAAGAUGCUGGUGGUUGUCAAGGUACCUUCCGGCGUUGGAGUUACGAUAAGGAGAGCAUGACCUGUCAAGAAUUCAACUGGGGUGGUUGCCAGGGUAACGAGAACAAUUUCUUGAGCGAACGCGAAUGCCACCUCCGUUGUAAAGACACUAGCCGAUCCAGAGUGUCUGCUGAAGAGCGGUGCAACAUGACAGCCGACUAUGGCAUGUGCCACGGCAAUCAACUUCAAUGGCAUUUCGAUAGCAAAUCUCAGCAUUGCCACAGUUUCCUUUAUUCCGGUUGCGGAGGCAAUGCCAACCGCUUCGAGAGUCACCAGGCCUGUGCAUCGGUAUGCAAAGAGGCUCCCAGGUUUCUUACAACAACAACUCCAGAACCAUAUCAGCUCACUACACAGAGGACAAAUGUUGCAGAGGAAGACACCUGCCGUAUGCCACGCGUUAUUGGCGAUUGCAAAGAGUUUACCGAACGAUGGUACUAUGAUGAAUCGGACGAAGAAUGCCGUGCCUUCUUGUUCGGAGGUUGUAACGGUAACGCAAACAACUUUGAAACAUUGGAUGCCUGUCGACAACGAUGCCAGACGGCGGUGUCACCUGUUAUUCCCGAAACUGCCAAGCCUAUCGACGAAGACUUCAGAACUGAAUUUUGUUUCUUACCGAAACAAGAAGGUUCAUGUGAUGAAUCGAUUUUGCAAUGGUUCUAUGACCGCCCGGAGGGUGUCUGUAAACAGUUUAUUUACAAGGGAUGCGAUGGCAAUCAAAACAGAUUCGCCGACCGCCAGGAAUGCGAAAGUCGAUGUAGUCAGUCGCAAGAUGUCUGUAUCUUGCCCCGCAUUGUCGGUCCGUGCAGUGGCUCCUUCCGCCAAUGGUAUUAUGAUGCCGGAUCCGACAAUUGCUACGAAUUUGACUACGGUGGUUGUCAAGGAAAUCCUAAUCGCUUUAAUAACGCGCAAGAAUGUCAAAACCGUUGCCAGAGGGUUCGACCUAUUACAACUACUUCAACUGAAGCUCCGUACGUGCCUUAUCCUCGCGAACCGGAACGUGAACUCGAACGAGAAAGGGAACGUGAACCUGAGCGCGAACCAGAACGAGAACGCGAACGCGAACCAGAACGAGAACGUGAACCGGAACGAGAACCUGAACGAGAACGCGAUCGAGAACGUGAACAGGAAAGUGAUCGCUACCCUACCGGAGGAGAUAUCUGUAGCUUGGAAGUUGAACCUGGACCUUGUAGAGCCAGCGUUCCAGCUUGGUAUUUCAAUCGACAGACCGCUCGCUGUGAAGCGUUUAGCUAUGGAGGAUGUGACGGCAAUGCCAAUCGUUUCCAUUCAGAGGAGCAAUGCGAACGCCAGUGUGGAACCUUCCGUGGCCAAGAUGUUUGCCGACUUCCACCUGACCGAGGUCCUUGCCGUGGAUCUUUCCGCAAAUAUUAUUUCGAUCGCAACACGUUGCAGUGUCUUGAACUGGUGUAUGGCGGCUGCCGCGGUAAUGGCAAUAGAUUCAGCUCAUUGGAAGAGUGUCAGUCUCUCUGUCUUCAACGUGCCGAAGUCGCUCCACCUGGCAAUGUGACAUCCGACGCCAAUUCAGUGGUUUGCCGUCUACCAAUGGACGUCGGUCCGUGUCGCGAACGAUAUGAUCGCUGGUACUAUGACGCCGAACGAAGCAGCUGCCAGCCGUUCGUCUAUGGCGGCUGUGCUGGCAACAUGAACCGUUUCAAAAGCUUUGAAAGUUGUACGACCUUCUGUUCGCCAUCUUCGGCCGAUCAAGCUAGACCAGCAGCGCCGGCCCCAAGCUAUCCUUCUCCUUCAACCACUAAUGAAAACGAAAUCGAUGUCGGUCCUACUGCCACGCCCUACAAACCCAGCCCUUACGAUGUUGAUCAAUGCGCCGAGGCCAAUGCUAAUUGCCGUGCAAUUAGUUGCCCAUACGGCAUUGAACGAUCUACAUCGAACAACGGCUGUGACGAAUGCCGAUGCUACGAGCCAUGCCGCGGCUAUUCAUGUCCGGAAGGAACGGAAUGUCAAGCAGAAUUGGUUCGCGAUGAGUCUGAUCCUAAUCAGUCUGCCACUCGUAUCCAACCCGCGUGCAGACAAAUUAAUAAAGAAGGCCGAUGCCCUACGGUUCAGCGUGGAAGUUCGAGUUGCGAAGAAGAAUGCCGUUCUGACGCGAAUUGCCAGGGAGAUCACAAAUGUUGCUUCAACGGUUGCGGUCGCUCUUGUCUCCCGCCUGCUCCAUUGUAUGAAGAGCCAACAACGACUACCCCCUCCCCUGUUAGAGGCACUCCACCUCGAAUCAUCGACGGGGAGUCCCGCGUCGCGGCUGAAGAGGGCAGCGUAGGUGAAAUGCAAUGCGAAGCAGUCGGGUCGCCCAAACCAACAAUUUAUUGGCGUCGAGCAAAUGGAGAGGCUGUUAACGAUGAAGGCAAAUUCAAAAUCCAAUCAAAUGGCUCGCUUCUGAUCAUUGGUGUCCACAGAUCCGAUGCUGGCAUGUACACUUGCAUCGCCGAUAACGGAGUUGGUUCUUCCGCACUCAAACAAGUUCAGUUUGAAGUCAAAGACCCGACUGUUCGCGCUGCGGAUAUUGUGACCUUUCAGAGUGUGACAGUCGUGACGUUGGGCUCUCCGAUCAUUAUCCACUGUCACGCUUACGGCUGGCCUAGGCCAUCUGUGACAUGGUGGCGCGGUGAGCGCAUGCUUCCGCUCUCAUCGGAACGCUACGAACAGUUCCGCGAUUAUUCGCUGUUGGUCCGACGUGUCUCCUUCCGCGAUUUGGGUCCUUAUACCUGUCAGGCGUACAACGGCUAUGGCCGUCCCGCUUCCCAUACUCUGAUUCUUCAGGCUAUUGGUCCAGUUUAUUCUAUUGAUGCCGAUGACGUCGAAUUCCGUCGCUAUCUAAUUCCUCCGCCACAACCCGAUCCCCGUUUGUUACUAACUACUACCACUACUACUCCUGCCCCCUUCCGGCCUCGGCCCACUCCACCGACUUCACAGACUUAUAACACGCUGCCUCCUCAGCGACCUAAUUUGGUUGCACCAAGUGCAAGAGCCUGGUCAGAACGAUCAAAUUACCCCGUGGAUAGUGAUAUCCAAAUCCACUGUGAAGUCCAGGGUCAACCGCUACCACAAGUGACGUGGUACAAGGACAACAAUCAAGUCGUUUCGACGGAUCGUAUAACUAUCACUGGUAAUAACACUUUGAUGAUCACUGGAGCAGAGGGCGCUGAUUCUGGAAACUAUCGCUGCGAAGCUGUCAAUUUACUUGGAGAUUCAAGCGGUCUCUUAAGCAUUGUUGUCGAAGGCGUUUACUUACACCCGAAUUGUACGGACAACCCGUUCUUUGCCAACUGCAAGUUGAUCGUCAAGGCGCGUUUCUGUACGAACAAGUACUAUGCUCGUUUCUGCUGCAAAUCUUGCACACUGGCUGGUCAAUUGCCGGCCACGGGGCCACAUCUGCUCGAUUACAAGACAGGUACUAGCAGCGCCUCCGCCAGGCGUAGGAAGUAGAUCAGAUGUGCGUCGAUAUGUGCCAACGACACCUCUUUUCUCUCCGUCUUUUCUCCACCUGUUGUUGUCUUUCGUUUCCCGCCGCCUUGUUCUUGUCCUCUUUUUGCAGUACGUUAUUUGACCAGACAUUAUUCUAGCAUGUUUUCCUUGCAGCCCUUUCGUUCUUUUAUUUUCUACCUUUCUCUUGCUCACCUAAGCAAUGUCGUUUAAAACAGCAAAAAAAUUCAAGAGGGGUAGGGUUCCGAAUUCUCUAGGAAAUAACACAUUUUAUGUUUUUACUUUUCGACGAUUGGCUUAGCAAGCUGUUGGCUAGUCCUGAUGAAAUUUUCAAUUAUUAUUUAAUUUUUUUUUUCGUACGGACGACCAGUUGGGGAGGAGUUGAGAGGAGGUGUUGACAGACUAACAUAAGAAUUUUCCAGAAAAAUGUCUUCACAAUAUAUUGGCUUUUUUUUUUCUUUCUUUUUCUUUAUCUAUUCCAGCUUACUUUGACAAAAGAGUGUGAACAUAAAAGACUUCGACUCGCCUUGUCAACUAACUCCUCAUCUGGGCUCCUCCCCCACAAUGAUAUUUACCCCAUAAUAUUUAGACCAUUAACAACAGCCUUUUUGGCUCGUGACGGAAAGCUUUCAUUCUUCUUUUCCAACUAAAUAACAUAUGAUUGCCCGAUUUUCCGUUUCAUUACUAUUCACUGCCACUUUAUGCUGUUACGACUGUGUUGAACAGAGGUUUACGAGGAUCCGUUCACAACGCUUAUGCCUCCCUCUCCCAGUCUCUACUCACGUGCCUUCUAAUCAGCCUUUGCAAUGUGUUUCAAUUCUUUUCUCUUUUAAUUUUGGCAUUUAGAGAAUAUUCUGCAUGUUGACAAUGGUUAUUGUUUUCCAUGGGUUUACGAUGUUAUGGCAACAAUUACCCUCGGUACCAGAGAUAUGUAUUCCCAACCGAUCGGUUUCUUUAAAAUUUUUUUUACUUAUGUCAAGCUUUUCUACGAUUCAAGAAACAUUUACCACGUCACUGCUGCAUUGCCUUCCUCUCUUUCGCACUUAUUUUAUCACAAAAAAACUUUUGAAUACUUCAAAGUAGAUGCCCUUUAAACGAUGAAAACGUGCCUUUUGUAUAUAUUGCUGAAUACAACAUUUUUGUCCUCAGAAA